Raphanus sativus (radish) is the source of this 732-nucleotide messenger RNA. RefSeq names its product secreted RxLR effector protein 161-like. The transcript has a single exon. The record is from RefSeq and is a predicted model, not a curated record. NCBI's taxonomy places the organism in Eukaryota, Viridiplantae, Streptophyta, Magnoliopsida, Brassicales, Brassicaceae. Bases 1 to 732 code for a protein of 243 amino acids.
AUGGAACAACGUCAUGACCUUGGACGGGAUCGAAGUCCGUUUCUGACUAAUCCAUCUCGUUAUAGACGACUGGUUGGACGUCUUCUUUAUCUUCUCAUUACUCGACUAGAUCUUACCUUCUCUGUGCAUCUUCUCUCACAGUUUAUGCAAGCACCGCGAGAGGCACACUGGGAGGAAGCGUUGCGAGUAGUUCGUUUUCUCAAGGCUACUCCUGGUCAAGGCGUUCUUUUUCGGUCAGAUAAGGAUUUGACAUUGACAGCUUACAGUGAUUCAGACUGGAACUCAUGUCCGGUAUCAAGGCGUUCCUUAAGUUCUUAUGUCAUGCUUCUAGGAGGUUCUCUGGUCUCUUGGAAAAAAAAGAAACAAGAUACUGUUGCUCGAUCUUCGGCUGAAGCAGAAUAUCACUCUAUGAGGAAUGCGUUAGACGAGAUUCUAUGGUUUCUCGAGUUACUAAAGGAAAUCGGUUUUCCCCAACAAGGGGCAGUACGUUUGUUUUGUGACAGUCAGACAGCUAUCUACAUUGCGAAGAAUCCGGUUUUCCAUGAACGUACUAAGCAUGUGGAAUCUGAUUGUCAUGCUGUUCGAGAUGCAGUUUUGGAUGGUACAAUCUCUACACCUCAUGUGAGCACACACGAUCAACUGGCCGAUUUACUUACCAAGGCUCUUGGUCGUCAACAGUUUGAACAUUUAGUGUCCAAGUUGAGCAUUGUCAAUCUCCAUGCUCCAACUUGA